Messenger RNA from Colletotrichum chrysophilum, 726 nucleotides. RefSeq names its product Ribosome biogenesis protein. Gene Ontology annotation, cellular component: nucleolus; preribosome, large subunit precursor. The transcript is spliced from 6 exons. The coding region runs from base 1 to 726 and encodes 241 amino acids. Gene Ontology annotation, biological process: maturation of LSU-rRNA; maturation of 5.8S rRNA. Lineage: Eukaryota; Fungi; Ascomycota; Sordariomycetes; Glomerellales; Glomerellaceae. The record is from RefSeq and is a predicted model, not a curated record.
AUGGAGCGCUGGAGGAAGCAGCAUGGUCGCCGUCUCGAUUACGAGGAGAGGAAGAGAAAGAAGGAGGCAAGAGAGGGACACAAGGCCUCGAAGGAUGCCCAGAACCUCCGUGGCCUCCGCGCUAAGCUUCACGCCGAGAGCAGAAGAAAGGAGAAGAUCCAGAUGCGCAAGCAGAUCAAGGCCCACGAGGAGCGCAAUGUCAAGACGAACAACGAGAAGGAGCCCAGCGAGCCCAUGCCCGCCUACCUGCUCGACCGCAACAACCCAGAGAAUGCCAAGGCCAUCUCUUCGCAGAUCAAGAACAAGCGUGCUGAGAAGGCAGCGAGAUUUGCCGUUCCCUUGCCAAAGGUCCGCGGCAUUUCUGAAGAGGAGAUGUUUAAAGUUGUAGGAACAGGAAAGAAAACGCACCAGAAGCAAUGGAAGAGGAUGAUCACCAAACCUACCUUCGUUGGACAGAACUUCACCCGCGCCAACCCGAAAGCCGAGAGAUUCAUUCGCCCUAUGGGUCUGCGCUACAAAUAUGCCCAUGUUGUCCAUCCUAAGCUUAAUGUCACCGUCAAACUUCCCAUCCUGUCGGUGAAGAAGAACCCGAAUGCGCCUUUAUACACUUCUCUCGGAGUUCUUACUAAAGGAACAAUCAUCGAGGUCAACAUCUCUGAAUUGGGAGUUACGACAGCUUCUGGCAAGAUCGCUUGGUCAAAAUACGCGCAGGUAACGAACAAGUAG